Molecule: messenger RNA, 1157 nt
Organism: Papilio polytes (common Mormon)
Lineage: Eukaryota; Metazoa; Arthropoda; Insecta; Lepidoptera; Papilionidae
Exons: 7
Coding region: 109-789 (226 amino acids)
Cellular component (GO): nucleus
Source: RefSeq, a predicted model, not a curated record
GUCAACAAAUCAAUCGAAAUCGAAAAAAAAGGCGAGAAGGUUAUUAUUGAAUGCGUUCAAAGUUAAAAUUAUUCUACAAUCUUUAUAACUUAUUUGAAAACCUACACGAUGAGUUCUGGAUUUAUAUCUGAAUCGGAGAUAUUGGAAGCGAGACGAAGACGUCAGGAAGAAUGGGAAAAAGUGAGAACCGAAGAUCAACCUAAAGAGGCACCAGAAGAAGCAUAUGAUACAAGGCCGCUGUACCAUCGCUUGGAAGAGCAAAGACUAAAGAAGGAAGCAGAGUAUGAAGAAGCACAUAAACUGAAGAACAUGAUCAGAGGUCUGGAUGAUGAUGAGGUAGGAUUCCUAGACCUGGUGGAGAGGACCAAGGCGAAGGCGGCUCAGCAGAUAUCACUUGAAGAGCAGAAGGAAAUGCAGGAGUUCAGGGAGCGAGUAUCAAAUCUGGCGGAGAGUGAGGAGUUGAUCAGACUGCGGGCGCAGCUCGCUCCCACGCGCACCACCACCACACAGCCCGCCAAGAAUAAACUGCAAGGGGUUGUUGUAAGGAAAAGGAAAGCCAGUGAAAUGGAAGGAGAGAAGACGGACAAAGAACCAGAGAAGUCAUCGCCACCUAAAAAUGGAACAAUCAAUACUGCGCAACAGAAUGGUACAGCGGAAGUGGGGCAUGUGGGGCCUGUGGGGCAAGUGGGGCAGAAUAAUUGUAUUUCCCAGUGUGAGAAGAAUUGUGUAAAACGAGAUUUAUUGGGCAGAAGACCGGACCAGGAGAAGAAAGACGAAACCAAGAGCUAGAGAACAUGUUGCGAUACAUGUUUCUGUUCAUUACAACGGGAUAUUGUAAACUUAUAGACGUUAUAUUUGUAUAAGUUAAGUUUUAAAUAGUUUUUAUUCCAUUUGAUGUGUAUUUUUUAAAACCGAUUAUUCAAACUUGCAUUAAAAUUUAUACAAAUGUUGGACAAAUUCCUAACAUCUUAUAUAUUAUCUUUUUAUAUACUUCAUGUAGAAAACAUAAAUGUAUAUUUUAAAAUGACAAUGUAUUUUCUUGCGUAAUUGUUAAUAUCAUGUUUUAGUGUGAAAUUAAUCUAAAAACAUUGGUUCAAGUUGUCCGACAUGUAUCAUAUGUAGGUUGUAUUGAAUUUUAAUAUACUUGCUUUAAUACA